Messenger RNA from Pyrgilauda ruficollis (rufous-necked snowfinch), 3005 nucleotides. It is a transcript of the gene NOXA1, whose product is annotated as NADPH oxidase activator 1. The record is from RefSeq and is a predicted model, not a curated record. NCBI's taxonomy places the organism in Eukaryota, Metazoa, Chordata, Aves, Passeriformes, Passeridae. Gene Ontology annotation, biological process: superoxide anion generation. The coding region runs from base 195 to 2261 and encodes 688 amino acids. Gene Ontology annotation, molecular function: protein binding; superoxide-generating NADPH oxidase activator activity. The transcript is spliced from 14 exons.
GCGGUAUUUUGGCCGCGGCUCGCUUCUGGCGGCUGCUCAGGAGCUCUCUGGUGCCCUCAGCCAGCAGCAUCCCCCCGGUGCCCGCUCAGCUGUGGCCGCCGCUCUCACCGCUCUGCCCCGCCGGGUCCGGCCGCCUGCCGCGGUCCGUGUGCCAUUCCGGGCUCCGUGUCCCCCUCCCCGCCCCUCCCAGGUCCAUGUCCCGGGCUCAGUGUCCUCCCUUCUCGGCCCGUGUCACAUCCCGGGCUGUGUCUCCUCCCGCCGCCCAGGGGAGGAGCGGAGCGGGCAGAGGUGGCCGCGCUCUCCCGCCCCGCCCCGGCAGGUGCGGCCCCGCUCGGCUCCGCUCCCGUUCCCGUUCCCGUUCCCGUAGCCCGGCCAUGGCGUACCGGGAGCUGGUGCGGCGCUGGCACGAGGCCGUGCGGGCGGCGGACCGCGGGCACUGGGACGCUGCCCUGGACACCUUCGGCGGCAUCGCGGAGCCUCCGGCCAGGAUCUGCUUCAACGUGGGCUGCGUGCAGCUGCUGGCCGGGCGGCCCGAGGCGGCGCUGCGGGCAUUCAAUAAAACCAUUGAGAAGGACAAUUCCCUGGCUGUGGGCUACUUCCAGAGAGGGUUUGUCCACCUGCAGCUGGAAAUGUAUGAAGAAGCUCUCUCUGACUAUCACAUGGCCUUCAGUCACCUAAGAGAAAAUCCCUUCAUUGAUUACAAGCAGCUGGGGCUGAGGCACAUCCUCUAUGCCUGGGAGGUGCUGUACAGCACUGCAGCAGUGCAGUGCCACCUGCAGCAGUGGCAGGAGGCCAGAGUCACCCUGGAGAAGGCUGUUGUGUGGAGACCUGAAAGAAGAACAGCAAUCCUGGAGCUGGCCCUGGAGCGGGUGCAGGACCACCUGUUUUUAGAGCCCAUGCUGGUUCCUCUCGGGGAACUUUUCAGACCACGAAAGAAGGAAGUUGAGCACCUGGAUUCAAAAGAUUUCCUGGGUAAACCCAAGGUCAUCUCAUCCAUCAUUCCUAACGAUGAGUACAUUGGCUUCGAGCCUCUCAGGCCUCAGAAACAGGGCUUUUAUGAACCCAGUGCCGAUGCUCUGCGGGAUGCCGAGUCCGGCUACCACCGAGUGCUGUCCCGGUACCGCCCCGAGGAGCCGUCGGGGCCGGAGGUGGCGGCCGGGAGCCUGGUGUUCGUGCUGGGCAGAGCGGCAGACGGCUGGGCUACGGCCAUCCACGACGGGCAGAAGCUGCACAUCCCGAGCUCUCUCCUGGAGCCUGCCUCAAGGAUGGAUAAAUGGAAGAUCAGCACUGGGAUUCCCCUUCCUCCUGCCCAGGUGCCUCCCAGCCGCCUCCCCAUGAAACAGAAGCCAGAUCCUCCUGGGGAAGAAAAUGCCUCUGUCAAUGAUGCCAGUGCCCACAUGGACUCCAAGGUGCCCCCGAGGUGCGGGGAGGCCUCCGCGGGCACAGACAGGCCGGUGGUGCUGCGGCUGCGCUGCGAGUGCUCGCUGGUGCUGCAGGCGGGCGAGGCCCCGGCCCUGCCUGCCCUGCGGGCCCUGCUGCGGGAGAGGCUGGCUCAGCAGGCACAGCGGGGCACGCUCAGCUACAGGCUCCUGGAUGGCACAGAGCUGGGGACUGUGUUGGGACAGGAGGACCUGGGGAAGGUGUGGCAGCAGCUGACUGAGGGCAGGCUGACACUCUGUUGUCAGGUACGUGGACUGGGACAAGGUCUCUGCUGGGCUCCAGUCUCUGCUUUGCUUUGCAACCUCUGUGCUGGCUUUUCCCUGCAGGACUCAGACUCCCACUCAGGCAGACCUGUUCUCUACCAGAUGCUGGCUCAGCACUCUUACCUGGCACAGGGACCAGGGGACCUGGAGUUCAGCAAGGGAGAUGUGCUGGAUAUCCUCUCUGAAGGUAGCUCUCCAGUCCUGCUGCUGGGCCAGGCUUUUGGAGUCUGCUGUGAGGAGGCAUUGGGGAAAAUGUGGCCUCACCAGUGCUGUCUCAGUGAACGAGGACUGGCUGGAAGGACAAUGCAAUGGCAAGACUGGCAUCUUCCCCAAAUGCUUUGCCAGCCAGACCAGCUGUGGUGCUGCCUUCCUAUAGCAAACAGGAGCCUUUUCCUGCCUGACUGCACCCCCAGGCGUGGGAGACACACCAGCUCAUUUGGGCCCCAGCCAGCACAGCCAGGAGCUCUGCUGUACCUGGACAGGGGAUAUCUCCCACUCAGAUCCAUGGGGUCAGUUCCAGCAGUGAUGGCAUUUCCCACAGCCUGUUCCCUGACCUAGCAUUUUUACCUCAUGCUUGCACUGCUGAAGAUGUGUCUGUGAAGAGCAGAGAGCAGUGAGAGGGCUCUGGGGUUUGGCUGUGGGAAUUGUCCAUGUAGCAGCUCAGGCUGCUGGGUAAGAAGAGGUUUCCCUGGGUGGGAAGAGGUUCCCCUGGCUGGAAGUCCUCAUCCCCUCUCCCUUGUAGCUCUUGUUGAGGCUGGGAAGGCUGAGCCUCACUCCCAAAGCCAAGGGUGGCUGGCUGGGAGCAGGGGUCUGAGCCCUGUUCCUCAGGCUCUCAGGUCACAUAACCUUAUCUCCACCAGCCGGAGAUGCUGCUCUUUCAAAAGGCUUUUGGAACCAGUUUGCAGUGGGAUUAAUGGGAUAACACCAUGAGUUAGGACCACUGUUUUCCAUAGCAAAUAGCUAUGGACCUGACCAUUCCUUCCCCAGGUGCCUUGGGCACUUUUCUUAAGCCCUAAGGCCAAGGUGGGAUCUUGGAGAACAGAGAAUAGGCAGUUGUGGAAAUCCCCAUUGCUCAGAGCAGCUCUGGGUUGUGGGAGAGCCCUGGGGAAAGGGCUGGCUGGGAAGUGCAGUGCUGGGCUGGUGUUGCAAAGGCUGAAAGCCCUGUCCAAUUCCUGCAACUGGCCUGGUCUGAUCUAAAUAAAACACUCAAGUGCCUGGAGCUGAAACCUGUUCUGGAUUUGGUGUCUUGACAAAACUUGGCUAUGUAACUUGGAUAUAAAAUAAACCCUGAGCCAGAGUUGG